Messenger RNA from Oppiella nova, 737 nucleotides. The record is from the annotation of a GenBank genome assembly. Lineage: Eukaryota; Metazoa; Arthropoda; Arachnida; Sarcoptiformes; Oppiidae.
UGAGAAUUGAAAGUCUAUUCACAAGUAAUUGAAACACAAAAAUGAAUACCAUUUUAAUUGUUCUGUUGAGUGUUUGCAUUGGUUUGAGUUCGCAGUCCCUUUGGAAAAGUCCCAUUAAAAGUGCCGUUAAAAGUGCCGUUAAUAUCUCCAAUAACACUGGAAAAGCAGCUGGAAAUGGCCAGGAUUAUUGCAAAAUCUCGUCAGCCCUGGUACUCGAGAACUUCCUCGAUGUUGAGAACUAUAACUGUGAAUCGGGAUCAUAUAUAACCCAAAUCGCGAUCAAUAAAACCCUUAGCAAACCAUUUGCGUGCUAUGCGUACGCGGGGUUUACGAGCAAUAUUACCUUCGAUGCCUAUAAGGGUGACCUAUCGGUGCCCUUAUGGUCGCCACAACAUCAGGAAAUCUUUAGCACUAAUAAUGGCAACUUUGAGUACAUGGAGUGCGGAGUGCUAUCUGGCGGUCCCUGCGAUGGCGACACCAUUUGGAACACCGGCUUAUGGAUGGCCACUGACCAGAGCGGGUGCGGCAGUAGUACCGGCCUUAUAAAGGCAACUUUGAGUACAUGGAGUGCGGAGUGCUAUCUGGCGAGCGGGUGCGGCAGUAGUACCGGCCUUAAGGGCCUAAAGGGAUUGUACGCGCAGUUUGAAAUCAUAGGCAAAUGUGCGUCCAAAUGUACCUUGGUCAACGGGGAACUUACGGCCAGUACACCCAUAACCAACAACGGCUCGGCUGCUUAA